Messenger RNA from Aplysia californica (California sea hare), 6113 nucleotides. RefSeq lists its product as uncharacterized. NCBI's taxonomy places the organism in Eukaryota, Metazoa, Mollusca, Gastropoda, Aplysiida, Aplysiidae. The record is from RefSeq and is a predicted model, not a curated record.
CCACCGCACCACACCGCACCGCACCCGCGCGCACACCGCACACUCACAGCUGAUUCACAGAUUGUGUGAGAAGGAGGACAGUUCAGGAUUUUAUGGCGCUCUGGGAUUCUCGCGCGGAGGAAAUUUUUCUGAACAGAGACCUAUACGUCUGAACUGAGCUGUGGACGAGUCGAUCAAUCCCCACUGCUGAGGGUUGGAGAGAUGGACAGAAGGAAGGAAGGAGCGGGGGAUGGUGGUGCUUGAGUCGUGAUUGACCAAAAAGUCACGUGACGAUUAUAUCGCAGGAAGGAAGGAGUUCGAUACUACAUGAAGAGAAUUUUUUCAAGGAAAAUGAAAGUGGAAAAUUGAAAAUUGAAGUAUAAUAAGUGUGAUUUCAGAUGGAAUCUAAUUACUGAAGACGAAGAGUAUUUCCUUGUUUGUUGUUGAAACGAAAGUAUGCGUAAUACGAUGGAAUAAACACUGGUGAUAUUUCAAAAGGAUUUGAACUGACGAAUGUAUACUCCAAGUGUUCUUAAAAACGUGUGAACGUGAAAGUGAAUGGAAAUUUUUUCAAGUUGUGAAUCAGUUCACCUCAGUACAAAAAAGCCCCACCUCAUUUGGAUCUCCUGUGUAAGACAUAAAAAAAAGUUCACAUCAAACUGAUAGCAAAAAUCGAUUCGAUUUGAGAAGCUCUUAAACCGGGAAGAGGAUACACCUCAUGUGGAUCUUGUGUGUAAAACAGACGAAAAGAAAGUGCUCAUGACACUGAGAGAGAAUCGAUUCGAUUUCAGAUGAAAGAUUCCUGAUGUAGUGUAGAGUCCUUCAGAAGAUGGAGACAAGAACAGAGAGCGGACACUCGAGGUGGCCGGAUUCUAUCUGCUACAUGUCCACCCAGCCGGACAGGCCAGCGCUACAUUUAUGAGCCUGGCAGACGCCCGUAGAGCAGCCAGGGCAAGCGUACAGUUUGAAGACACGUGCUCCCCAAAUCUCCGCGGACACCCCAAGAAAACGUUCUUUUCAACCGUCGUCUUUUUGCUCCGGUGCCUCACAAAAGGAGAGAAACUAUGGGCUCCUCCUCCUCUCCCUCCCCCUUCCCCUUCUCUCCCUCCCCUUCCUCCUCCUCCUCCCCUCCUCGAGUGCUGCUACUGUGUGCUGCGUUCGCCUGUCUCCUGGGUCCCCUAGGGCUUUGUUGGGGCCUCCACCUCACUCCACAACAGCAAGGGUUCAAGCAUCACCGACAUCCCGGUCAGUCCACCCUCCACCCGCCCCCCGCCAUCCCAUCACGACACCACACGACGUCUGCCAAACUCCUCACAGCCUCCAGGUCCGGAGACAUUCUGGCACGGCCCCUUGUUCAUUCGAUUAGUGCUGGACAAAUUCGGCUCCUUUCAUCUCUGUCUCCUAGGGGGUCGGAUGAAAGGCCAGCCCAUUACCCCCCUCCUAGAAGAAGUGACAAGAGCAAACUGUUUGUGUCUCGCGAGUCCCAACCAUUCGCUGCGGCGACGAGUUAUGCUGGUACCGAAAUCGACCAGGCGGGAAAUAAUUUGAGAUCAUUGUCUCUUCCUUCCAGUGUUUUUAAGUAUAGGCGAGGCAAAAAUGUCGACAAAACCCUCUUGAGUGGUUCAAACAAGCUUUACGGGAACACGAAACCAUUCACAGAAUUAAGUCUAGGAGACGUUGGGUAUCUGCUUGAUGAAUCGAGUCGCGAUAAACUGACAAGAUCUGACGCAUCCCGCAGUAAUAAUGACCAGGACAUGAGGGUGGUCAGUCUGAACUCAAUGACCCCCGGAGGUCAAGGAAGAAGAAUCAGCUCGGGGUCAGUUAUUUCAAACCGACGUGCGGAAAGGGGAACAACUCCUUCGCCGCUCUCUAAUUCGGAGAUUUCAAAGGGAGGUAAUCAUCGAGUCAGCGCUACAACGACAACUACUACUGUGUACAGCGGUGGACGGCGCUGGCGGUACCCGGGACGUGGGGGACCAUCAUCUCACAAGGGUAUCAAUAGCUGGGAGGUCAAGAGGUCAAGGGGCGGGGCUGCUGCUACUCGCCACACAGAGAUCAUCAUCUCAUCCUCCUCCGGGAAGCUGAUUAGGAGGAGAAGAAAUGCCGGCGACAAUAGUAGCAGCGCUGCGGGAGACGGGUUUGGUUUCUUCAACGAUAGCUUUGAUCAUAAUAACGAUACUUCUACUGCCUGGUCCAGCGAUAACGUCACAUCAGAGGCUGACAAUAAUGAGAUCCCCGUGGCUGAGCCUUCGACUGCUGUGAACUUAAACACGCCCGUCUUUUCCGAGAUCAACGCAAUCCCAGAAGGCAUUUUCGAUUCAAACGCAGACGACAACUCGUCUUUGAAAAUUGAGAACCCGAACAACCCUUCGAUUCAUUCCAAUACAAGCACUGUAGAUGAUGAAAGUCUUUCUAGUGGCGUCAACAACAACGAUUUCAACAUCACCAUUCCCGAAAGUGAAGGUGAAAGUGAGCCAAAGAUUUCGACCAAUGAAACGAAUACCAUUCCUCCUGUAACAACAGCCAGUCCCUCUAUUCCGUACUCAAACCUCAACCAGGAUGUUGUCAAAGAUUCGAAUACGACGCAGAUCACGGGUGGCUCAUCCAAUAAAGAGAAGGAUGCUACUACUUCUGCAGAUAACCUCAAAGAUGGAAUGAACGACGAUCAACUGACUGGGACCAUCACAACAGGUUCGCCGCUGACCACAGCUAAAGUAGGCGGCGUCCACUGGAUACCUGAUCUAUCCCAAGUGACGUCGGCAGAACCGUUGGAACCGGAACCGGAGACAACGGAGUCUUCGGCUACAAAAGAACCGGUUCCAGAAACGGAGCCUCCGGUUUCGGAGGAACCGACACCAGAGACUGAACCCCCCGAUACGUCAACGUCUCCAGAAACUGGUGCCGAAUCUGAGUCAGGUCCGAAUGACGAUAAUUCAAAUUUGUGGUCGAUUAAGUCGGAGAAGAUCACCCCUAAUGACCCGAGUGACCCUGAUUUGAGACUGUUGACCACUGCUCAAACUCCGCCUUACACCAAACUCGAUGAUGGAUCCGAAACUAAUCCGAAUACGCCGGUUGUAAUCGGCGGUGACAAGGUUCCGCCGUUCGACCCUGACUCAGGCAAAGUUAUUGCUGAUCCCAAUAGCAGUGGGACUGAUCCGAACCCGGAAGGAUUUGACACAUCAACGAAUUCCCAUCCUUUGCCACGUGCUAACGGUUCCGAACCCGAAGUGGAACCAGAACCAGAAAACGAACCGACUCCGGAAUCGGAAGUGGGACUGGCACCAAAAACAGAACCCGAAUCAGAAUCGGCAGGCGAGCCAAAACCGGAAGGAGAAAAAGAACCAGAACCGGAAGGAGAAGGCAAAUCAGAACCGGAAGGGGAGGGAAAAUCAGAACCAGAAGGCGAAGGGGAAGGAGAAGGCGAAUCAGAAGCGGAGGGGAACUCGACCAGCGAGUAUGAGAACCGGCACCGUAAGCGAGGCGGCGGUACUUACGAACCGGCCGUAGAACCGGGUCCGGAGUGGGAAGAGGCCAAAGAGGCGUGGCAGUUCGCUUGGGAGAUUCACAUCUACGCCUUCGGGGGUUUGUUCGGCCUGCUGGGACUGUACACGUGUCUGAGCGUGGUGCGACUGUGGCGGAUACAACGCCUGUUGUCCAGACCGUACUUUCUGUCUCUCAACUCCCUGGUUCUGCUUCUGUGUGGCACCAGGUCCUUCUACCUGCUCUAUGACCCGUACAACUCUGAGGGGACCUACCACGUCAGCCUCAACUACUUCUUGUACAGGUGAUGCUGUUCGUGUGCCAGGUGUACUUCAUCCUGUGGGGACUCUUCCUUUUCUUCGGCUACGCCUACAUCUUUCGGAAGCUGUACCUGCACGCGGUGAAGCGGCAGAAGAACGUCAUGUACGGCACGGGCAACAAUGCUAACAACUCCACCAAAACCAAGGUAUCGUAAGCGUGAGGGCAGCUGUGGCUGCAGUGCGUUCUGCGCGCCGUGUACAGAGAUCCUAUGUUGUGGCCACACCAUCAACCGACCCUCCACUUCCUCCACGGGCUGGACUGACGUGGACGGCACUUCCGCCUCCAAGUUCCACUCGCUCCGCCUCGACAGCCGCGGGAGCUUCAACAACGGGAGUACCCGCAAACUUUUCGCGCGUUCAGACCUCGCUUCUGAUUCCGUGCCCAUCGUAGAGCAACCUACGCCUAACCUGGGAUCUAGACCCAGUUCUCUGUUGAUCAUCGAGGACGGUUACGUUCGGUUUCAGACUGAGAACGACAUCAACAGGCUUGUGGAUUCUUCCUACAACAACGUAGCAGACGCUGAGAAGAAUUCUACUUCUCCCCAAAAUGUUCACAAUAUGAACACGUUUCGCGUGAGGGAUGGCUUUGUGAACACGGGGUAUAUCGCGCACAAUACGCUUGAAGAUAAAAAGAAGCGGGGUGGUGGGGGUGAGGGAGGUGGUAAGCGUGUGGGGGUGAUCAAGGAGGAGAAUGCAGACGCCACGGCCGUCGUGGAUGUGACAGAUGGGGUGGAGAAGGACAAAUCUCGGAAGAGCAGCAUGACCAGCGCCGAGUUUUUCCGCAUCCCCAGCUCCGUGAGUCUCGCAGACAGUAUGGAGAACGAGCUGGAGAAAGCUUUUGAGAGUUUUAAAGUAGACAGUAGCGGGGAAGAAGAAAAAGAGGAAGACCCUGACACGCGCUCUCUCGAUCUUGGCCUGGUAGCGACCAGCCUCCCACAUCUACGAGAGACGGACCUCAUUUCCGUGGACUCUCUGGAGGACACUACAAACUUCCGUGGGGCUUCUGAAAAAAGCGUUCUUCACAACGCCGGACAACUUGAAAACGGUGACCCCGACGGUGGUCUUUCGAACCGGCUCAGCCCAGAACGCAGGCCUAUCACGCUACUGAGACGUGCCAAGUCUUCAGAGCUCGCCAAACCUCCCGGCGACCAGGAGGCAGAGGAGGAGGCGGCCCCGUACCCCGCUCAGCAAAAACUGUGUAGAAGCUACAGCGAUCACAGCUCGGGCUGCCAGCGGAAAAACUCCACGCACGUCAAGUAUUCCUACCUCCAGGACAUGGAGAGUAAAGAGAACCGGGUCCUGAACUCGGAGGGCAACGAUCUUGACAUUGAGAGGACCUCUCCUAUCUCCAACAGACGACCGAGUGACAGUCAAGGUCAACAAGCUGCCAUUAUGACGUCAUUGCUCAAGUCCAAAGACGCGGGAUCAAGUGACAAUAUCGAUGUGUAGUGACAGGUGGCUGUGUAGAUGUUCCUGCUGUGAAAUUGUUGUUGUUUCUUGGAUACCCAAAGACAGAACAAGAGCUAUUACUGGACAGAUUUAAGCAUUUUGGAGUACUGUUGGGCCAUUGUUCAAGAUUUCUUUUCUUCUUUUUUUUCUCUUCUUGAAACGUAUCGUGGUCCUUGUGGGAUAGGCCUAUGCCGAUGAUUCAGUUGUCAUCAAGGCGGGAGGUCUUGAACACAGUUUGUUAAGUGAAUGUUUCGAGGUUCUCCACGUGCUUGGUAUUAGUCUUAUUGGAGACAGACGUAAAAUUAUGGGUUGUUCCCAAAUCUUCAAUGACCCCUCAGUGGUCGAAGGGAGGUCAGACUCAUACUAUAUAUCACUCUCCAUCUUUUUAACUAAUAGGCCCAAAAGUUUUGGUUUGUGGAGAAGUGUGCGUAAGAUAAUUGUCUAGUUCAGAUUAGAAAGUUCUCUGUCUUCUUUUUUACUUCUGUUGAUGAGUUCUAAGCUGGGAAACGAUCAAUAUUCCUGGAGACAUUUUUUUUCCUAUUUGAUGAAGAAUAGAAAUGUUGGAAUAACAACGAAUCUGAAAUGCCGGUUUUUGUCAUUUUCAUUAUAAAGGCAAUUUUACCUCUGAACUAUACACAAGUUCAAAUUUCACGACAUUCAAAAGUGCCCGUAUGACAACGCCGCAUCACGCACCCAUGACAACUAUGCAAGGUCCAUAUUUGUACCAAACUAUAUUUCUAUUUUUACCUCUAAAGGUUUUUCACUUUUUUUUACACAAUUCAUGGUUCGACCAAAAGGUUUGCGCAAGAUUGUCGUAAGUCGAGUUUUGCAUCAGUUUGGAAUAUUUGACUCAAGCGAGUAUAAUAUAAAAAUUAAAUGUGCCCA